GCUCUCAGACCAUCUUUGAUAUUCACACACUCACUUCCAGUGGGAGAAAAGAGUGGAAGAAUUCUCCGACUCCAUUAGAGAGACUGAGAGAGAGAAAGCGAGAGAGAGAGAGAGAGAGAGAAGUGAAAAUGUAUACAGUAGGGUACAGAGUCCAUGGAGUGCUGACAUUGGGCGUGACCUUGUUGGCUCUAAUAUGCGCCAUGGCUUCUCUUCCUGACAAUCUCAACGUCCCAUCACCAUCCGUCAGUGUUCAGGUUCUAAAUGUCAAUUGGUUUCGGAAGCAGCCUACUGGGAAUGACGAGGUCAGCUUGCUAUUGAAUAUUUCAGCUGACUUCCAGUCAAUGUUAACGUGGAAUACAAAGGCGGUAUUUGUUUUCCUAGCUGCCGAAUAUGAAACCCCACAAAAUGCUCUGAACCAGGUUUCCUUAUGGGAUGAUAUACUACCAUCUAAGAAAAAUCCAAAGUUCUGGAUCCAAACCAUUAACAAGUACAGGUUUACUGAUGAGGUAAGCAAUCUACUGGGGAAGGAAUUUAACUUGACAUUUCACUGGUAUGUCAUCCCCAAGACUGGAAAGAUGUUUGCCGACAAAAUGGUCAUGACAGCAUACCGUCUGCCAGUAGAAUAUAUAUAGGCUCCAUGUGUUUCCAUGCAGCUAAAAUACAAUUCUUGUUAGGCAAGGAGACAUCAGAGGCUUGACUAAUUUGAAUAGGAACAUCAAAUUUUGUCUGAACUAGCGGAAAAUUUUGAGAAAGCAUAUAGUGACUUUUUUUUUUUUUUUUUUUUUUGACCAACGGUCCAUUAUCUGAAUGUGUGGUGGUGGAUAUACCAAUUGAAGUUCCCAAAUGUUGUUUGUCUUGGGGUUUAUCAUUCAGGCCAUUUUAUGUGCCAAACAUGUAUAGAACAGAGAAAGCAAGUCCAAACAGAGAAUGAAAUGAAGAAAACAGUUUUAUUUGGAGCU
Messenger RNA from Ziziphus jujuba (common jujube), 959 nucleotides. Its product is annotated as signal peptidase complex subunit 3B. Gene Ontology annotation, cellular component: signal peptidase complex; membrane. Gene Ontology annotation, biological process: protein targeting to ER. Bases 129 to 632 code for a protein of 167 amino acids. NCBI's taxonomy places the organism in Eukaryota, Viridiplantae, Streptophyta, Magnoliopsida, Rosales, Rhamnaceae. The transcript is spliced from 6 exons. The record is from RefSeq and is a predicted model, not a curated record.